This is a messenger RNA of Terrapene triunguis (Three-toed box turtle), 4051 nucleotides long. RefSeq names its product dipeptidyl peptidase like 6 (gene DPP6). The coding region runs from base 1 to 2547 and encodes 848 amino acids. The transcript has 26 exons. NCBI's taxonomy places the organism in Eukaryota, Metazoa, Chordata, Testudines, Emydidae. Gene Ontology annotation, molecular function: dipeptidyl-peptidase activity; serine-type peptidase activity. The record is from RefSeq and is a predicted model, not a curated record. Gene Ontology annotation, biological process: proteolysis.
AUGGCUUCACUGUACCAGCGAUUCGGUGGGAAGAUCAACACCUCCCGAUCUUUCCCCGCGCCACCCGAGGCGAGUCACCUUCUGGGGGCUCAGUGCACCGAGGAGAACAGCGCUGCCGGCCAGACCGCCCGCCCGUUACAGCAGGAGAGCCGAGCCCGCUUCCAGUACCAGCCCCGGAGUGACGCCGAGGAGGAAGAUGAGCUGGUGGGGAGUAAUCCUCCACAAAGAAACUGGAAAGGAAUUGCAAUUGCUUUACUUGUUAUUCUGGUUAUCUGCUCCCUGAUUGUCACCUCUGUUAUACUCCUGACACCAGUUGAAGAUAACAGCCUAUCUCAAAAGAAAAAGAUAACAGUGGAAGAUCUGUUCAGUCCUGAUUUCAAAAUUCAUGACCCAGAGGCUAAAUGGAUAAGUGAUAAAGAAUUCAUUUAUAGAAACCAGAAUGGCACUGUGAUCCUGCAGAAUGUUGAAACAAACAAUUCAAUGGUAUUAAUAGAAAACAAAAAAAUCGUCUCCUUAAAGGCCAUUCGCUAUGAGGUGUCACCUGAUCGGGAGUAUGCGCUUUACGCAUUUGACGUUGAACCAGUGUAUCAGCAUUCGUAUACGGCAUAUUAUGUCCUCAGCAAAAUACCUUUUGGGGACCCCCAGAGUUUGUAUCCACCCGAAGUUAGUAACGCAAAGCUUCAGUACGCUGGAUGGGGUCCAAAGGGGCAACAACUGAUAUUUAUCUUUGAGAAUAACAUCUAUUACUGUGCUCAUGUGGGGAAACAAGCCAUCCGAGUGGUCUCCACUGGAAAGGAAGGUGUUAUCUUCAAUGGCCUCAACGACUGGCUGUAUGAAGAGGAGAUCUUGAAGACUCAUAUAGCACAUUGGUGGUCUCCUGAUGGAACCAGGUUAGCAUAUGCAACAAUAAAUGACUCCAGAGUCCCUACAAUGGAAAUUCCAGUCUACACUGGCAGCCUUUACCCUACUGUUAAAACAUAUCAUUAUCCAAAGGCUGGAAUGGAAAAUCCAAGCAUUUCUUUACAUGUCAUUGGUUUGAAUGGCCCUACCCAUGAUCUGGAAAUGACUCCCCCUGAUGAUCAAAGAAUGAGGGACUAUUACAUAACCAUGGUGAAAUGGGCAACAAGCACCAAAGUGGCAGUAAAUUGGCUGAACAGAGCACAGAACGUUUCUAUCCUGACGCUGUGUGAUGCUACCACUGGAGUCUGCACAAAGAAACAUGAAGAUGAAAGUGAAGCCUGGCUACACAGACAGAAUGAAGAGCCAAUAUUUUCCAAAGACGGACGGAAGUUUUUCUUCAUCCGAGCCAUUCCUCAGGGGGGGCGAGGAAAGUUCUACCAUAUUGCCAUGUCAUCGUCACAGCCCAAUAGCAGCAGUGAUAACUUACAGUCCAUUACAUCUGGUGAUUGGGAUGUGACAAAGAUUUUGGCAUAUGAUGAAAAGAGACAUAAAAUUUACUUCCUCAGCACAGAAGAUUUACCAAGACGGCGACACUUAUAUAGUGCAAGCACAAAUGGAAACUUCAACAGGCAGUGUCUGUCCUGUGAUUUGAUUGAAAACUGUACUUAUUUCAGUGCGUCAUUCAGUCACAACAUGGAGUACUUCUUACUGACCUGUGAAGGUCCAAGAGUUCCAAUUGUGACUGUUCACAACACGACAGAUAAACAAAAAAUCUUUGAGCUGGAGGUAAAUGAAAAUGUGCAGCUGACUGUAAAUGAUAGGCAAAUGCCUAAAGUGGAGUACAUGGAAAUCAAGAUAGAUGAUUACAAAUUGCCAAUGCAAAUCUUAAAGCCAGCAACCUUUGCGGACACCAUACACUAUCCUUUGCUACUGGUUGUUGACGGAACACCUGGUAGCCAGAGUGUAACAGAAAAGUUUGAAGUGAAUUGGGAAAGCGUGCUGGUCAGCUCCCACAAUGCAAUUGUGAUGAAGUUUGAUGGCCGGGGCAGUGGAUUCCAAGGCACUAAAUUGUUACAUGAAGUUAAAAGAAGAUUGGCCCUUUUGGAAGAAAAGGAUCAGUUGGAAGCUGUCCGGAUAAUGUUGAAAGAACAUUAUAUUGAUAAAAUGCGAGUUGCUGUAUUUGGGAAGGAUUACGGGGGCUAUCUGAGCGCUUUUAUUCUCCCAGCUGGUGAAGAGAAUCAAGUAUUCACGUGCGGAGCUGCUCUUUCUCCAUUGACAGACUUGAAAUUAUACGCUUCUGCCUUUUCUGAAAGGUAUUUGGGACUACAUGGCAUUGAUAACAGAGCAUAUGAGAUCACCAAAUUAGCACACAGAGUCUCAUUACUGAAAGAUCAAAAGUUUUUGAUCAUUCAUGCCACAGCUGAUGAAAAAAUCCAUUUCCAGCAUACUGCAGACCUUAUUACACACCUAAUUAGGGCAAAGGCUAAUUACAGCUUGCAGAUAUACCCCGAUGAAAGCCAUUACUUUAACAGUGCAGCACUCGAGCAACACUUGUACAAGUCCCUCGUCAAUUUCUUUGUGGACUGUUUCAAAGUUCAGGACAAACUCCCGAUAGUCACACUGAAAGAGGAUGAGGAGGAGGAUUAACCCUUUUGGUUCGUGCGAAGCACAAGGCCAUUCUUUAUAACAAUAUGCAACUGAAUCAUUUUCCUGGAGAAAGAAAUGUUAUGUUGUUAGCAUGUAUUCAAACGAAACUGAAAGCAGCUCGCCUGCUUUACGGACAGCAACUCCUUCCUGAAUGGAAGAACAUUAAGCAUGAUAAACUCAGCAGAAACUGCUGUCUGACAUGAAUCCGUCACAGACAUCACCGUCUUAUUUGCCACAAAAUGACUUCUGGAGUAAAAGGCUCUCAAGAAAUUGGACUUGAAGGACCACCCCAAGAAACUACCUUGAGGACUAGUAGGUUAAAUGGCCCUUUUGCAUUCAAGAAAUGAAGCAGUAGCAAUGAAAUACAUCAUCUCUAUUAGGGUUACCAUAGUUAGCAUCCUGUUGUGUCAGAUAAAACUUAAUAAAUGGAAAAGAUUAUAGCACAAUUAUUUUAAAGGUACUGAUUCAUACAUAUUUGCCUGCUCUCCCCCAUGUUUAGAAGAUUCAUCACUGCUAUGGGGCAUACAGAUUCUAAUUAUACAAAGUAUCACUGUAGUUACACUAAUGUUUAAUUAGCCUCAUGUAAUUAAUUACUAUUUGAUAUUGUUUUUACCUGUUCCUCUUUACAUUUGAUCUCAUGCUCACCUUAUCAGCUUCACAACUUGUCAUGGAUGUGGAAGAAAACAUGCAUUGAACUAACUAGACCAGUGUUUUUCAGUUGCUGGGUCAUGACCCUAGAGGCGGUCACAAAAGGCAAUCAGGGAAGGGGGGGUGCAAGAUGUUAAAUUUUUAUUACAAUGUAAAGCAAAGAAAAUCUUGUUCCCUCCCUCCCUGCAUGUGCUUAUCCUUCAAUUAUUCUCUGUUAACCUCUCCAAGCACACACACAAAUAAAUUAUUUUGGGGCAGUUUAAUGGCUUGUGUUAUACAGGAGGUCAGACUUGAUGAUCACGGUGGUCCCUUCUGCUCUUGGGAUCUAUGAAUUUAGGCUAAGCUUUGAUAUAAUUUUUACUCUUCUAAAGUAAAUGUAAGGGGGUUGCAAACAUUUGUUACUUUGAAUAAGUGGUCAGAAAAGAUUGCGAACCACUGAUCUACACUCUGGUAGAGGGAGUUUGCAUCAGAUACUUUGCUGAUCGUCUUCUGAAGCAUUAAAAAAGAAAAUCAGUGUGGAUAGACUUAUUUCAUAGGCUGUCUGCAGCUUAGUUUUGAUUUUGGAUUCCAAGGCAAUGAUUAUCACAUUCCACUUUUAGUUAUGUCUUCUGUUUGCAGGAGGUUGGUAAAAUCAGAGCAUCUAAAAUCAUACAGGUCUUUGCAGGGGUGGAAAACAAUGUUUAAAAACCCAUGUGAAAAUCUUUCAAAUCUCAAAAAUCAUUCUUUCACCUCCAGUUACCAUAGCAUAAAGAUUUUGGCUAGUGUUGCUCCUUGUAAGAUAUUCUGACCAAAUGUACAGCCAGUAUUAAUAUUGUAUAUUUCAUUUUGUUGUAUAUAAAGGAAUGUAAGUCCGUUA